AUAAAAGAUUACAAAAAUAAGUUGCGUAUUCAUUAAAAGUUAUAGUUUUGAGAAUUCUGGAUGCAGUUUUUAUUCCAUGGUGGCUUGGAGUAGGACUGCACAGUUAAAAUAAAACAGAAUUUGUGAUAUGGAUUUGUGUUGCAAAUUAAAUAAAUAUAAGCUGCGUGCCUCAGAGUGAAGCUUUUAAAUACAAGCAUCUCAUAAUGGCUUGAUUGUGUGCCAUUGCACACAAACUCAUCUCUGCAUCUGCUCUGAGUUUGGGUUGCUUUUAAUGUGCAACCAUUGCUCCAUGCACCAACCACCUUCACUAACUUGUAAUGAGAAGAGCUUAUACACUGACUAUUAAAAAAAAAAAAAUGGAGAAAAGUUAUGGUCUGUCUGGUUUUCCGUCAAAAUAAAGGCUUGAUGGUUCAACGUUUGUAAAGGAAGAAAUAUUGGUAAGUUGUAGUGUAAAACAUUUCUUCUUAAAAAUUCACUUUUUUCUUUCGCAGGGAAAUAUUACAGUAGUUCUGCUAAAAUGUAAUCACAUAAUGUUUGACUACUGUGCAGAAAAAUCGCAAUUCAAUUAUUUUUCUCAGUUGUGUGUGGAGGUGAAAGCCCGGAAUGGAACUGGCUUGCAUGCAAACACUGAUCCCGGUGUUUCCGAGUGCCCCUGGAAAGUUUUUUAAAGCGUAAUAAUUGCAUCGUCUGGUCAAAUGUUUCGUAAACGUAUAAUACUCUGUAUUAAUGUCUUGUUCCAUAAAGCAAUUUCAAACAGUUAAUCAUGCUGUUGUUUUGCAUAUCAGAAAGACUACCAGCGUGUCUGCCUGAAUUCAAGUGCAAAUUAAUUUAUUAUUACCAAGAGAAUAAUCACAAGGUAAUCACAAGUUUUCCCACUGUACUUAGAGAAGUAGUUGUGUAAUCGUGCAAAGCAUUCAUGCAAGUGACUGCCUCUUUUAUGUUAUGCAAUUCUGCCCAGCUGUCACUUCUGUUAUUUCUGCAAUGGUAAAAUAUCGCCUAUUCAUAGUGGCAUUUCCACUGUGAUCUAUAAAAAGCCCAUGCAGUAGAAUUUCUUCACGUCUGCCAGUAGGACUACCUGAAUCUGCACGACACAGGAAAGUACGCGGAAGCUCAACACGUUUGUCCCUCCCAGUCAUUCAGGGCUAUUAAACUUGCCAGCUUGCAAGUCCCGUACAAUCGCCGGGUUUGAACGAAAAGUCGAUCGCUGAUAUGGACGGACACGCACCUGGACAAACCGUGGCUAUAAACGCAGUGGCUGUAGUGUGUCGACGUGGUUGGAACGCCGUGGAACCUCGAGAAAGGACAGAGAUGAAGAAUCCAGCGCAGACUGUGAUCGUUCACCACACUGCGCUCCGGUACUGCGCGCACCCGCGGGACAGCAUCUCUCAACUAGCUCACAUUCAACACAUGCACAUGCAAGAGAGGGGCUUCGACGACAUCGGCUACAACUUUCUGAUCUCUGGAGAUGGGAUGGUGUAUGAAGGGCGAGGAUGGGGGAUUGUAGGAGCCCAUGCAAAGGAACACAACUUCAGUUCUGUUGGCGUUGCAUUCAUGGGCAACUUCAGCGAUGAGUUGCCCAGUUCUGCAUCACUGUCUGCUUUGCUGAGACUGCUGCGCAUUGGAGUGCUUCACGGUCAUCUGCGGCCCAAUUUUGUGCUUGUGGGACACAGAGACGUGGCCAAAACAGAGUGUCCGGGGGAACAUUUAUACGCUCUACUACCAAAACUACGAGACCAAUUACAAAACCAAUGACCUCUUUUCUAUUAAUUGCAUUUAAUCCCUCUUGUGUGUGUGUAGCAAUGUAUGAAUGUGAAAAUGAUAUUUCCUCUAAAAUAUGUUAUGUUUUUUGUCUUAUAUGUUACGACUUUUGCCUUGUUAAAAUCCAUUGUCAGAAUAUUCUAAAGGAAUACUAAUGAAUUGAUUUUUAUCAAAAUUUGGAACCAGUCCCAAAAGUCCAGUCAAACAAGAUCCUAGUAAAACAUAGAAAACAAUUACGAAAAAUAAAAACUGUAAAUUAUGUUUAUUAGGUAAAAAGAUUCAUCUUGUUUGAUCCCUUUAGGACUGGAUACAAAUUAUAAUAGAAAUCCCAUUAGCAGUCCAGAUCAUUUAUUUAAAGACUAGACUUUUGUGAAAUGUCCAAAAUCACAAUUAAGUUAUGUUUAUAAUUUCUCUGUAGUAAAAAAACUCAAAUGGACUGAACAGUUACGUGCAAUAAAUGAGUACUCAGGUGUCAAAUAUCCUAGAAAAUGAAAGCGUUUGCAAAUAUGCUUUUCUAUUUUAUUUUUGUCCCAGUGACAUGUCUAUUUGAUGUUGUGCAUCAAUGCCUUUUCAUCAGCCAAUCAGUGAUCAUCCUUGUGUCUGUGUUUUU
Molecule: messenger RNA, 2368 nt
Organism: Labeo rohita (rohu)
Lineage: Eukaryota; Metazoa; Chordata; Actinopteri; Cypriniformes; Cyprinidae
Gene: pglyrp5
Product: peptidoglycan recognition protein 5
Exons: 4
Coding region: 1210-1752 (180 amino acids)
Biological process (GO): peptidoglycan catabolic process
Molecular function (GO): N-acetylmuramoyl-L-alanine amidase activity; zinc ion binding
Source: RefSeq, a predicted model, not a curated record